AUGCUAAUUUUCACACCACACACGCAGUCCGGCCCGUCCCGGUCCGGUGGCGAUCGCGUCGAACACCAUUGGCAGUCGAUCGCGCACGAAACGCGUGUCGAAUUUUGGACGCAACUGAUCGCGUACAUGGACUGUUCGCACGUGGUCCUGCUGGACAGCUUCGACUUCUUCGCCAACCGGCCAACGUUUGCCCGGCAGCUGUUUGCUCGGCUGACCGACGCUGGCAUACGGGUGUCCGUCCAGCGUCGGCUGCGGGAGGUGAGGCGGCUCCCAUCGGUGACGCACCGGCUGGCUAUUAUCGUCCCGAUCGUGAUGAAUCCAUCAUCGCCGUUCAACGCCGAGCUGGACACAUUUAUCGGACAGAUCGCGCAGGAGUCAAACUUUGUCGAGUUCUAUCGGUGGCUGUUUGUGUUUCGGGCCUCGCAUAAGAAAAGCGUUUGGCGUGCCCUUCAGCAGCUACCGAUACGGGCGGACUCACACGCGUACGCUGUGAUCGUGGUUCCCACUGCCAAGACCGUUCCCUUUGACGACCGAAUUCACCUUGAGCGGAAGAUGAUGCCACUGGAGCGGUUUGUGCGGCGCAUGCAAAUGCUGCCGCCUCACCACCCGGAAGCAGCGACUCGAACUUCGGCAAUACUGACGCUGCCCGGCCAGACGACCGCUGCCGGCUGGGUGGCGGUGUGGCAGCUGUACCGGCUUCACACGCGCAUGAAAACGAUCGAUGUUGCGAUCGAGCUGCUCGGUAGGUAUCGGUAG
Messenger RNA from Anopheles merus, 756 nucleotides. RefSeq lists its product as uncharacterized. The coding region runs from base 1 to 756 and encodes 251 amino acids. NCBI's taxonomy places the organism in Eukaryota, Metazoa, Arthropoda, Insecta, Diptera, Culicidae. The record is from RefSeq and is a predicted model, not a curated record. The transcript has 3 exons.